CCUCCGCGCAUGCGCGGCGCGGCCGUGACUCGGGGCGUGCGCGGCGCGCGCGGCCCGCGAUGAGCGCUGCCGUCCGGCUGCGCGGUGCAUUGUGGGCGCGGCUGAGGAAGUAAAAUGGCGGACCUGGCGAACGAGGAAAAACCUGCCAUUGCCCCACCUGUCUUUGUAUUUCAGAAGGAUAAAGCACAGAAGUCCCCUGCAGAGCAAAAAGCUUUGUCGGAUUCAGGCGAGGACCCCCAGGGAGAGGUUGAGCCCCCCUACCAUGGUCUGGGUCACACAGAACCAGCUGGUGAGUGCGACUCUGAGCACCCUGCUCCUGCUGUGGUCUCAGUCAGUGCUACCCUGAGUCCUGCUUCUGAAGCGCAGCUUGCUCCUAUUCAACAAGAACUGGCAGGGAGAUCUGCAGAUGGAUCAAGUCCAGAAGAUGGAGAUGAAUCUGAUCGUGAGGAUGGAAGCUACUGCCCACCUGUAAAACGUGAGAGAACUUCAUCUUUGACUCAGUUCCCUCCUUCUCAGUCAGUAACAAAGAACAAUGUCUUUAUGCCAUCAAGUUUUUGUGAACCCUCUGUGGGCAAUUCUGACUCAGAACCAGAGGAAAAGAGCAGUGGAUUCCGGCUGAAGCCACCAAUACUUAUCCAUGGUCAGGCACCCAGUGCAGGUCUCCCUAGCCAGAAACCGAAGGAACAGCAGCGAAGUGUGCUCCGUCCAGCAGUACUACAGGCACCGCAGCCAAAAGCUUUCUCACAGAUGGUUCUCAGCAGUGGCACCAAUGGUGUAAAUAUCCCUCCAGAUUCUGCAGCCACAUCACAAUCACUAAGUGAUGCAACAUUGAAAAGUUCAGACUCUGAAGACAAGGCAGCAGAAUGUCAGAAAAAGGAGUCCAACAAUACUUCAGAUGAUGACAGCUCUGAGAAGGCUGAUCUAAAUGCACAGCAAGCAUUUGUUUUUGGGCAAAAUUUACGAGAUAGAGUUAAGCUAGGAGAUGAAAGCAAUGAAACUGCUGAUGUGCAGAAUGCUGGCCUUCUGACAUCAGAUAUACCCUCUGCGACAAAUUAUUUUCUACAGUACAUCAGUUCCAGUGUAGAGAACUCUACAAACAGUGCAGAUGCGUCUAGCAACAAGUUUGUUUUUGGACAGAACAUGAGUGAGCGAGUCCUAAGUCCACCAAAAUCAAAUGAAGGUAGUACAGAGAGUAAUAAGGAGAAUGCUGCUACAGAGUCUGGGUCUGAAUCAUCUUCUCAGGAGGCCACGCCAGAAAAAGCUAAUAAUAUUUCAGAAUCGCUGGCAGAGUCUGCAGCAGCCUAUACUAAAGCAACAGCAAGGAAGUGUUUAUUAGCGAAGGUAGAAGUGAUUACUGGGGAGGAAGCUGAAAGUAACGUGUUACAGAUUCAGUGCAAGCUGUUUGUAUUUGAUAAAAGCUCUCAGUCUUGGGUGGAAAGAGGUCGAGGGCUCCUGAGACUCAAUGAUAUGGCCUCAACAGAUGAUGGAACAUUACAGUCUCGACUGGUGAUGAGGACUCAGGGGAGUCUCAGGUUAAUCUUAAAUACGAAGCUCUGGGCUCAGAUGCAGAUCGAUAAAGCCAGUGAGAAGAGUAUCCGUAUCACCGCCAUGGAUACAGAGGACCAAGGAGUUAAAGUUUUUCUUAUAUCAGCAAGCUCUAAAGAUACGGGGCAGUUGUAUGCUGCAUUGCACCAUCGGAUCUUGGCCUUGCGCAGUAGAGUGGAACAAGAGCAAGAAGUCAAGAAUGUAGCACCUGAGCCAGAGGUAACGCAGUCAAAUGAGGAAGACAGUGAUGAUGAUGAUGAUGUCAUUGCACCUUCAGGAUCAGUUGGAAGUGGUCCUAAUGAUGAAGGUGAUGGGCAGAACACUGGCAGCACAUAGCAGAUGUGAGCUGAUCUGCUUGCAAGGCUGCUAUGAACACCAUCUUGCAGGCAUCUCUGGAUACCCCAGGCCAGCGAUUAUUUCAGGCAGUUUUGAAAGCUCCAGGACCUAAGAACUGUGCAUCUCUGUUCUAUUCAUUUGGGUUUUUGGUCUGGAUCAGUAGAUUCCACACAAAAAAUAGCAGACUUGGAAACUACCUGAAUGUGGUUUGGGACGUUGAAAGCUCAUCAUAUUGAUGAGCAAAAACAAAAAGAAAAAAAUCCAACCCCAAAACAACAAAAACACAAAAUGCAACCACACCCAACCAUUUCCCCUCUUCCUUGUAAUUAAAAUGGCACAUUACAGCUUGUUACAGCUUUUCAUUGGGACCUUUUGUCUGUUUCUUCAGUAGUUCAUGUCUUGCAGGUCUCCAAGAUAGAACUUUUCGAUGUGGUUCCAAAUUGAAUUCUGCUUUUAUAACCCCUACUCCCCUUUACGCAGGGAAACUCGGUCCUCACCAGCUCCUAUGCUCACUGGCUGCCCUUUUGGGUUCCUUUUUUUUUUGGAUUGUAGAUGGGGCAGGUUAUGUUUUUACCUUUUAAUCCCAACAUGGGUUGUGGAUGUGGACACCAUUGUUUGCUGUCUAGUGGAUUUGUAAACAGAAAGAAACAAAACAUUGUGGUUCACCAGAAAAGCUUUUUUAAUGCGAUAAGAGACUUUAAAGUCUGCAGGACGUUUUGCUAACUCCGUUUUUCUUCCCACUUCAUUAUUAUUUUUUGGGGAUUUAUAUUGUGGUGAGACUUUUUUAUUUUAGUUUUUCAAUAAGAUGCUCUUGUGUGUUGAAAAAGUGAAACUAUUGUUUUGUACUGUUCUUUUCUGUUACUAUUUAAGGGAGAGCUAAGCCACUAUAUAUAAUAGAUGUUGCAUACAAUUUUUCUUAGAAAAUUUUGUUUCUGUGGCUACAGUAAAGUGCAGGAGGCAUACAGGCUAGACCUUCAGAAAAGUUAAUGACAAAACAGCUGUUAGCCCUUGGAAGAAUAAAAUAGGCUCAUGUAAUGAGCGCUGCCACCCAUUAAAAUAAAUCUACAUAAUAAAGCAGCUCUCAUUUAAUGGCUUGAUUCAACAAGCCAUUUAAGCACUUGCGUGACUUAACUGUAUGUGAAUAAUCUUACUGAAGUCAAUGCAACUCUUCAUGCUUAAAGUUGAGGACAUUUUUUUAAAUCUUGAUGAAUUAAUGGCCUUAAAUAGAAAAUUUAACUUCUAAACCCUUCCUGUCCUUGUUCCAUUUUCUGAAGUCUUGCAGCAUGAAGAAAAAGGUAAUACUGCCAGCCUUGAGUAGUUUGGGCUGAAGGUUAUUGUAUUCUGUUCCACCACAAAUAAAAGCAAAAAUGUGGUUUUUUGUGUGUAA
Molecule: messenger RNA, 3268 nt
Organism: Taeniopygia guttata (zebra finch)
Lineage: Eukaryota; Metazoa; Chordata; Aves; Passeriformes; Estrildidae
Gene: RANBP3
Product: RAN binding protein 3
Biological process (GO): protein export from nucleus
Source: RefSeq, a predicted model, not a curated record